This is a messenger RNA of Jatropha curcas, 2545 nucleotides long. RefSeq lists its product as uncharacterized. Lineage: Eukaryota; Viridiplantae; Streptophyta; Magnoliopsida; Malpighiales; Euphorbiaceae. Gene Ontology annotation, cellular component: DNA replication factor C complex; nucleus. Gene Ontology annotation, molecular function: DNA clamp loader activity; DNA binding. The record is from RefSeq and is a predicted model, not a curated record. Gene Ontology annotation, biological process: DNA-templated DNA replication; DNA repair.
UUGAAUUCGUAUAAUUUUCGAAGCCUAUACAAAGAGUUUUUCUAAUUUCUUCACUCGCAAAAAGAAACCAUGGAUUCAAUGGAGAUUAAUACGUUACGAUAUAGCAAACCUUCUCAGCCUUCAUCUGCUCAUUCUUUGAAGCAAAGGCGAAGCGGAUAUGAACCUUCUGAUACAGAAACAGAUUGGCAAGAAAGUCCAUUGCACGAUCAGAGUCAUCAAUAUGAUGGUAUUUUUGGUAGAAAAAUGGGUUUGGAUUUGCCAAGAAAUAUCAGUCCUAUAAGAAAUAUCAGAAAAGUUUCAUCGAAAUUCGAAGAUUCUUCUCCGAAAAAAGACUCUAGAGUUAGUCCAGUUCGAAGAAGGAAUAGCAGCAAGUCACCAUACAAGGCAAGAAAAGAAGAGGGUAGAAAUGUUUCUCCAAUAUCAGUACGAAGAAAUGUUAGUCCUUUCUCAAAGUCUGAGUGUAAAAGACAGAUUUCUCCAAUUAACUCCAAUACAGAGAAUCAUGUUAUGCAUAACAAUGAAGAGAGUAUAAGCUCUAGCAGAAGGAAAAAUCAAAGAACACCAAAUAGAGAUGAAAGGAGUCCUUUCUCUCAAUUUGGUGAAGUUACUAGAACGAGUGAGAGGUCAGGUCAUAGUCGUAGAUCAUUAACUGCACCAAGACAAAGACCUAGAGAGAAGGAUCAAGAAAAUAACCAAAGAGCCCCAUCGCCUUUGACAAGAAGCAUGUCUAAUAAACAAAGGGAGAGAGAAGCUACCCAUGUACAAACACCUUGUGUUGGUGAACUAAAUGAGAUGGUAGCUAAUAUUAAAAUGUCCAGAACUCCUGUGUUUAAUGCUCCGAAUUUUGAAAGCACUGGGUCUAUUUCGCCUGGCGAUAUCUUCUUUUCUCGCGAUCGUACAGCUUUGAUGAUGCAGAAGAAUGGCUUGCCAAAGAAUGGUAAUAAUAUGACUCCAAGGCCUACAAGUUUUUUAAGUACUAGUAACGGCAAUGUCAAACAUAACCCACCUAGAAAUUUAAUGAGUUCCUAUUCAAGAACUAGUAUGAUUACUAGCUCUGCUGUAACUAGUGGAAAGUUUAGUACUGAAAGUAGCAAAAUGAGCGAAUCGAGUAGAACAACAAGUGGGAGCUUGAAAAAGUUUACAGCAAAUAUAAAGAAGAGCCAGUCAGAUGCUUGGUUCUCCUGUAUGAGAAGAGGGUCUUGCAGGAAUUCAAGAUCAUCACCUGAAAAGGGGCAAUUGAAUGAAGCUUCAUUUAUAGAAAAGGCUUUUGUAGUCGAAAACUUGAGACAGUUUUGGGCUGAUAAACAUCAACCUUGCUCUUUGAAUGGAUUUACUUGCCACAAACAAGAAGCUCAACUUCUUAAGCAAAUUGUAUCUCUUAACAAUAUUCCCCAUAUUCUGCUAAAGGGACCAUCUGGUUCUGGGAAAAGAUCACUUGCAAUGGCUCUUCUAUGCGAAAUAUUUGGUGAUGCUUGUCGAAAUGUAUCACAUGAUUUAAGAUAUUUCCAGGUGCAGGAAAAGAGAGCAAUGCAGGUUGUUGUUCCAAUAACAUCCAGUGCUCACCAUGUAGAGCUAAAUGUAACCUCAGAACCAAAUGCUAAAUAUGCACUAAUGGGUUUAGUGAAGGAAAUAAGGAACAACUAUGCUAUUGUUCCUGAAGUCAGCACUGCUACUUUUAAACCAGAUUACAAAGUUCUUGUUCUUUACCAGGUGGACAAAGCAAUCGAGAAUGUUCAGCACUUAAUAAAAUGGAUAAUGGACUGUUAUACCGAUACUUGUAAACUCAUACUGUGUUGUGAAGAUGAUGUAAACAUAUUAGAAUCAGUUAAGAACCGUUGCAAAGUUAUCAAAGUCGAUGCUCCUGUAACCCAUGAAAUCAUGGAAGUUCUCAUUCAGAUAGCUAGGAAAGAGGACUUUGAUCUACCUAUGAACUUUGCUGCUAGAGUUGCUGCUAAAUCGAAGCAGAAUCUAAGAAAAGCAAUCAUGGCUCUCGAAGCAUGCAAAGCACACAACUAUCCUUUUGCUGAUGAUCAACCGAUUCCUUUGGGAUGGGAAGAGGUCUUGAUAGAACUUGCAACAGAAAUCUUAGCUGAUCCUGCACCUAAGAGACUGUUUUUAGCACGUGGAAAGUUUCAAAAGCUUCUUGUGGAUUUUGUGCACCCAAAACUAGUUCUCCUGAAACUCGCCGAACAAUUCCUCAAGGGAGUGGAGGCUAGUUCGAGAAGGGAACUUUAUUACUGGCAUGCUUAUUAUGAUAAGAGGCUCCCAACAGGAUCAAGUGCUUUGCUAAAAUUAGAAGAAUUUGUGGCCAAGUUCAUGAGCAUACAAAGAAAGAAUUCCGGUUCGAGUUCCAAUCGGUAUGAGUAGUGCAAAUGGUGCUGGUUUGAGAUCCUCUAUCUAUAUGCUUAUACACAUGUUUAUGUAAUGCUACUUGAAAAUUGAAAAUAUAUCAGUUUCUGUUGUUUUAUAACAUGAAAGGUGAGGAUUUUUCUGUAUAACUUGUAUGUACUGCGGCUUUCAAUGAAAGAUCAAUUUGAACUGUUCC